AUGGCAAAUGCAUCCAAUUCUUCCAACAUUUUACCUCCCAUCUCCAUGUUCACCUCUAGAUCAAGCAAUAGCCCGCAGACAUUCAUGCCCGCAUCGCCACCGUCAUCUGGUUAUGAUAAGCAAUUGAACCCUCUGCCAAUCCUGCCCAAACAGCCUCUUCCUCCUUCUUCUUCUUCUUCUUCUCAUUAUAAUCAUCAUCAUACAGACAGACAGACAGAGCUUCUGUCUCCUCCUCUGUCUUCUACGUCCACCUCUACUUACUAUCAAAAACAACCCUCUACCACUGCUUCAUCCACCUCAUCUACAUCUUCCUAUACCCCAACUACACCAGAUCAAAAUACAUUAUGGGCACUAUUCAGUCAAUUUCAGCAACAACAACAGCAGCAACAGCAACAGGAACAACAGCAAAAGACGGAUGCUUACAGAUAUGCGUCCAAAGAAGCCGAGCCUAAUCGCAGAGCAUCGGACCCAGCCUCACUCAACAACACACCUAUUGCGACAUCAUCGGAUCGAGUGUUAACAUCUGAAGAGGUGCUCGCUGAAAAAAGGAGAAGAAAUGCAGGAGCUAGCGCAAGAUUCCGCGAUCGUCGUAAGCAGCGUGAACGAGAACUUCAAGAUAAAUGCCAUGAACUGGAACAGCGUUCAAAGGAAUUUGAGAAUGCAUUAAGACGCAUUGAUCCAGACCAUCCAUUAUUAUUAGCAAAGCAACUACAACCUUCUUCUUCUCAUUCAGCAGCAGCAGCUACAGCAGCAUCGCCUUCAUCCGAGUACAAUCAUCGUCGAUCGGUGACAUCGUCCUCACCUCCUCCUCCUCAUUCUCAAUCCUCAGCUUCCCAUAGCUAUGCAUCAGAUCAAAGCACCUUGUUUGAUCGUGUCAGCCAACUGGAGCAUUUGAUGACUCGAUUCAAAGAAGAGAAGGAAACCGAUGUACAAAAGCUGGAUGAAUUAGAGAAAGAGAACAAGUACCUUCGAUCUCUACUGGUGCCAGUGAGUCUACCCUCUGCUGUAGCAUCAUCAUCAAGAAGAGACAGCGCCAGUGAUAGCGACAGUUCGGCCGUUAGUCAUACUUCCGCCAAUGGCUCUACUAAACGUAAACAGCAUUCCUAUCAGGAUCAAGAGCAUAAACGACUUCAUUUAUCUUUCCCAUCUUCGCAUCAACAUCAUUCCGAUGAUAAAUAA
This is a messenger RNA of Mucor velutinosus, 1179 nucleotides long. RefSeq lists its product as uncharacterized. Bases 1 to 1179 code for a protein of 392 amino acids. Lineage: Eukaryota; Fungi; Mucoromycota; Mucoromycetes; Mucorales; Mucoraceae. Gene Ontology annotation, molecular function: DNA-binding transcription factor activity. The transcript is spliced from 2 exons. Gene Ontology annotation, biological process: regulation of DNA-templated transcription. The record is from RefSeq and is a predicted model, not a curated record.